GGAGAGGGAGGGAGGGAGAGAGAGGGAGAGGGAGAGAGACGGAUAUCUCAGGUCAUCUGCAGCUGCAGCGAGUCUGAGGAGCCGAGGAAGGCAGGGAAGAUGGCGAUCCUCCAUUGCUGAGACCCGGCAGAAGCACAUGAGACUCCCAAACAACUUCCACAACAAUAACCCGAGCAGGAAGAGGAGAAAGAGAAAGAGGAUAAGGAGGCGGUGGGGCUGGAGAACCCGAAGCACCUCCCGGCGCCGGGACGCUUCUUCUGUUCCUAAUGUGAGAGGGUAGACCCAGAUCAUGGAGGUGCUUCAGUGUGAUGGCUGUGAUUUCAGAGCCCCGUCUUAUGAAGAUCUCAAGGCACACAUUCAGGAUGUCCACACGGCAUUUCUGCAGCCAACUGAUGUUGCUGAGGACAAUGUGAAUGAGCCACGAUGCGGGUCCAUGAAUGCCAGUAAUCAGACAGAGGUGGAGUUUUCUUCCAUAAAGGAUGAAUUUGCCAUUGCAGAAGAUUUAUCAGGUCAAAAUGCAACUGCAUUGGGGACCGGAGGUUACUAUGGCCACAGUCCAGGAUAUUAUGGUCAUCAUAUUGCCGCUAAUCCCAAACCAACAAACAAGUUUUUUCAAUGCAAGUUCUGCGUACGCUACUUCAGGUCAAAAAACCUCCUCAUAGAACACACUAGAAAGGUCCAUGGAGCUCAAGCUGAAGGGAGUUCGUCAGGACCCCCUGUCCCGGGAUCCUUAAAUUAUAAUAUCAUGAUGCACGAGGGAUUUGGAAAGGUCUUCUCUUGCCAGUUUUGCACAUACAAGUCACCAAGAAGGGCAAGAAUAAUUAAGCAUCAGAAGAUGUAUCACAAAAACAAUUUGAAGGAGACCACUGCUCCCCCACCUGCUCCUGCUCCAAUGCCAGACCCUGUGGUUCCGCCCAUAUCCCUGCAGGACCCCUGCAAGGAACUGCCAGCAGAGGUUGUGGAGCGCAGCAUCUUAGAGUCUAUGGUCAAGCCUUUGACCAAAUCUCGAGGCAACUUUUGUUGUGAGUGGUGCAGCUACCAGACCCCCCGCCGAGAACGCUGGUGUGACCACAUGAUGAAGAAACACCGCAGUAUGGUCAAGAUCCUUUCCAGUCUCAGACAGCAACAAGAAGGAACUAAUCUACCUGAUGUGCCGAACAAGAGUGCCCCCAGCCCCACUUCCAACUCCACCUAUCUGACCAUGAAUGCUGCAAGCCGGGAGAUACCCAAUACUACCGUCUCCAACUUCAGGGGCUCCAUGGGCAACUCCAUCAUGAGACCCAAUUCUUCUUCAGCUUCCAAGUUUUCGCCCAUGUCUUACCCUCAGAUGAAGCCGAAGUCACCUCACAAUUCUGGUCUAGUUAACUUGGCAGAGAGAUCCCGUUAUGGAAUGACUGACAUGACCAAUUCUUCUGCUGACCUGGAAACUAAUAGCAUGCUAAAUGACUCUAGUUCUGAUGAAGAGUUAAAUGAAAUAGACAGUGAGAAUGGUUUAAGUGCUAUGGAUCACCAGACAUCAGGCCUGUCUGCAGAGCAGCUGAUGGGCUCAGAUGGCAACAAAUUAUUGGAGACCAAGGGGAUUCCAUUUAGAAGAUUCAUGAAUAGGUUCCAGUGCCCCUUUUGUCCUUUCCUCACCAUGCAUCGACGUAGCAUCUCUCGUCACAUAGAAAACAUCCACUUAUCUGGAAAGACAGCUGUCUACAAAUGUGACGAAUGUCCGUUUACUUGCAAGAGCUCGUUGAAACUUGGGGCUCACAAACAGUGUCACACGGGUACAACGUCAGAUUGGGAUGCUGUGAAUUCCCAGAGUGAAAGCAUUUCAUCCUCACUGAAUGAAGGUAUGGUGUCUUAUGAGAGCUCAAGCAUCAAUGGUAGAAAGUCAGGAGUCAUGUUGGAUCCCUUGCAGCAGCAACAGCCACCGCAACCACCACCACCGCCACCACCACCACCACCAUCACAACCACAGCCACUGCAGCAACCACAGCCACCACAGCUGCAGCCACCACAUCAGGUGCCAUCCCAGCCACAAACACAGCCACCACCAACACAGCAGCCACAGCCACCCACACAAGCCGCACCUCUGCACCCAUACAAAUGCACCAUGUGUAAUUACUCCACCACAACUCUGAAAGGGCUAAGAGUCCAUCAGCAGCAUAAACAUUCAUUCUGUGACAACUUGCCAAAAUUCGAGGGGCAGCCCUCAAGCCUACCAUUGGAAAAUGAGACAGACAGCCACCCCUCUUCCAGCAACACUGUGAAGAAAAGUCAGACCUCAAUUCUUGGGUUGUCCUCCAAGAACAAUUUUGUAGCUAAGGCCUCUAGGAAGCUCGCCAAUGACUUUCCUCUAGAUUUGUCACCCGUGAAGAAGAGAACCAGGAUUGAUGAGAUAGCAAGCAACCUUCAGAGCAAAAUUAACCAAACCAAACAGCAGGAAGAUGCAGUGAUCAAUGUUGAGGAUGAUGAAGAGGAAGAGGAAGACAACGAAGUCGAGAUAGAGGUUGAGUUGGACAGGGAGGAAGAGCCGACAGAACCCAUCAUAGAGGUUCCUACUUCCUUUUCUGCCCAACAGAUAUGGGCAAGAGAUACCAGUGAGCCCCAGAAGGAGCCCAACUUCAGAAACAUCACCCAUGAUUACAAUGCCACCAAUGGGGCUGAGAUUGAGCUCACCCUUUCUGAAGAUGAAGAGGAUUAUUACGGCUCCUCAACAAACUUGAAAGAUCACCAAGUUUCCAAUACUGCUCUGCUGAAUACCCAAACUCCUAUCUAUGGGACCGAGCACAAUAAUGAAAACACAGACUUUGGUGACUCUGGAAGGCUUUACUAUUGUAAACACUGUGACUUUAACAACAAAUCUGCCCGGAGUGUUAGCACCCACUACCAACGAAUGCACCCGUACAUUAAAUUCAGUUUUAGGUACAUCUUGGACCCCAACGAUCACAGCGCAGUAUACAGGUGCCUGGAAUGCUACAUUGAUUACACCAACUUCGAAGAUCUCCAGCAGCAUUAUGGUGAACACCACCCAGAAGCCAUGAAUGUACUCAACUUCGAUCACUCGGACCUGAUCUACCGGUGUCGGUUUUGUUCAUACACGAGCCCGAAUGUUAGAAGCCUGAUGCCACAUUACCAAAGAAUGCAUCCCACGGUGAAGAUCAACAACGCAAUGAUAUUUUCAAGCUAUGUCGUGGAGCAGCAGGAAGGGCUGAAUACGGAAUCCCAGACCCUGAGGGAGAUUCUGAAUUCAGCUCCCAAGAACAUGGCGACUUCCACGCCUGUGGCUCGUGGUGGUGGUUUGCCAGCUACGUUCAACAAAAACACUCCUUCCAAGACCUUUACUCCUGAAUGUGAAAAUCAGAAGGACCCUUUGGUCAACACUGUUGUUGUUUAUGAUUGUGAUGUUUGUUCGUUUGCAAGCCCCAACAUGCAUUCUGUCUUGGUUCAUUAUCAGAAGAAACACCCCGAAGAAAAGGCUUCCUACUUUAGGAUCCAGAAAACUAUGCGAAUGGUGUCUGUGGACAGGGGCUCUGCCCUUUCUCAAUUAUCAUUUGAGGUGGGUGCUCCAAUGUCUCCCAAAAUGUCCAACAUGGGUUCCCCACCCCCCCCACAACCCCCGCCACCAGACCUCAGUACUGAGCUUUACUACUGCAAACACUGUUCCUACAGCAAUCGGUCAGUUGUGGGAGUGCUUGUCCACUACCAGAAAAGACACCCAGAAAUAAAGGUUACUGCCAAAUAUAUCAGACAGGCUCCUCCCACAGCUGCAAUGAUGAGAGGGGUCGAAGGGCCCCAAGGCUCCCCCCGGCCACCCGCCCCCAUGCAACAGCUGAACCGAAGCAGUUCUGAGAGAGAUGGCCCUCCUGUGGAGAAUGAGAUGUUCUUUUGCCAGCACUGUGAUUAUGGGAACCGGACGGUCAAAGGGGUACUCAUUCAUUAUCAGAAGAAGCACCGGGACUUCAAGGCCAACGCAGAUGUGAUCCGGCAGCAUACAGCCACCAUUCGAAGCCUCUGCGACCGAAAUCAGAAGAAGCCUGCCAGCUGCGUGCUUGUCUCCACCUCUAACCUGGAGCGGGACAAAACGAAACUCCGAGCACUCAAAUGUAGGCAGUGCUCAUAUACCUCCCCCUACUUCUAUGCACUGAGGAAGCAUAUCAAGAAAGACCACCCCGCCCUGAAAGCCACAGUCACGUCCAUCAUGCGAUGGGCAUUUCUCGAUGGCUUGAUAGAAGCUGGCUACCACUGCGAAUGGUGCAUUUACUCUCAUACGGAGCCCAAUGGUUUGCUCCUGCAUUACCAACGGAGGCAUCCAGAACACUAUGUUGAUUACACUUACAUGGCUACUAAACUGUGGGCUGGGCCAGACCCAUCCCCUCCCUCUCUCACAAUGCCAGCCGAAGCCAAAACCUACAGAUGCAGGGACUGUGUUUUUGAAGCUGUCUCCAUCUGGGACAUCACUAAUCACUACCAAGCGUUCCACCCCUGGGCCAUGAAUGGUGAUGAGUCAGUGCUGCUGGACAUCAUCAAGGAGAAAGAUGCUGUGGAGAAGCCCAUUCUUUCAUCCGAAGAGUUGGCAGGCCCUGUGAAUUGUGAAAACAGUAUACCCACCCCUCUCCCAGAGCAGGAAGCUGAAUGUCCAGAGGAUGCAAGACUGUCCCCUGAGAAAAGCCUGCAGCUAGCUUCAGCCAACCCCGCCAUAUCCUCCACCCCAUACCAGUGCACGGUAUGCCAAUCUGAGUAUAACAACUUGCACGGUCUUCUCACCCAUUAUGGGAAGAAGCACCCUGGCAUGAAAGUGAAGGCUGCUGACUUUGCCCAGGACAUUGACAUCAACCCAGGUGCCGUCUACAAAUGCAGGCAUUGCCCAUACAUCAACACCCGUAUCCAUGGCGUCCUGACCCACUACCAGAAGCGACAUCCGUCCAUCAAGGUGACCGCUGAGGACUUUGUGCACGACGUAGAGCAGUCUGCUGACAUAUCCCAGAACGACGUGGAGGAGACAAGCAGGAUCUUCAAGCAAGGGUAUGGCGCCUACCGGUGCAAACUGUGUCCGUACACGCACGGCACUUUGGAGAAACUGAAAAUCCACUACGAGAAGUAUCACAAUCAGCCUGAAUUUGAUGUCUUUUCCCAGUCGCCCCCGAAGCUGCCAGUCCCCCUUGAGCCCGAGAUGACCACUGAAGUGAGCCCCUCCCAAAUCUCUAUCACUGAGGAGGAGGUGGGAGAGGAGCCCGUGUCCACUUCUCACUUCUCUACCUCCCACCUGGUCUCCCACACUGUGUUCCGGUGCCAGCUCUGCAAGUACUUCUGCUCCACGAGGAAGGGGAUCGCCAGGCACUACCGCAUCAAGCACAAUAAUGUCCGAGCCCAGCCGGAAGGCAAGAACAACCUCUUCAAGUGUGCCCUGUGUGCCUACACCAACCCCAUCCGCAAAGGUCUGGCAGCCCACUACCAGAAGCGCCACGACAUUGAUGCAUAUUACACUCACUGCCUGGCAGCCUCCAGGACCAUCAGCGACAAGCCCAACAAAGUGAUCAUCCCAUCCCCGCCCAAGGACGACUCCCCUCAGCUGAGCGAGGAACUCCGGCGGGCAGUGGAGAAGAAAAAGUGCUCCUUGUGCUCUUUCCAGUCGUUCAGCAAGAAGGGCAUUGUGUCGCAUUACAUGAAACGCCACCCAGGGGUGUUCCCAAAGAAGCAGCACGCCAGCAAGUUGGGGGGCUACUUCACGGCCGUCUAUGCAGAUGAGCAUGAGAAGCCCACGCUGAUGGAAGAAGAGGAGAGAAGCAGCUUUGAGAAAGCCGAGGUGGAGGGUGAAGCUCAGGAAAUCGAGUGGCUCCCGUUCCGCUGCAUCAAAUGCUUCAAGCUGUCCUUUAGCACUGCAGAGCUGCUGUGCAUGCAUUACACUGACCACCACAGUCGGGACCUGAAGAGGGACUUCAUCAUUCUGGGCAACGGCCCCCGCUUACAGAACUCCACCUACCAGUGUAAGCACUGUGAUAGCAAACUGCAAAGCACAGCCGAGCUGACCUCACACUUGAACAUUCACAAUGAGGAAUUCCAGAAGCGUGCCAAACGUCAGGAGAGGAGGAAACAGCUUUUGAGCAAGCAGAAAUAUGCAGAUGGUGCUUUUGCAGAUUUCAAACAAGAGAGGCCUUUUGGUCACUUAGAAGAGGUGCCAAAGAUCAAGGAGAGGAAAGUGGUGGGCUACAAAUGUAAAUUCUGUGUGGAAGUGCACCCAACGCUCCGAGCCAUCUGCAAUCACCUCCGAAAGCACGUCCAGUAUGGCAAUGUCCCAGCUGUGUCAGCUGCCGUGAAGGGGCUGCGUUCUCAUGAGAGGAGCCACCUGGCCCUGGCCAUGUUUACCCGCGAGGACAAGUACAGCUGCCAGUAUUGCUCCUUUGUUUCUGCUUUCAGGCACAAUUUGGAUCGCCAUAUGCAAACGCACCACGGACACCAUAAACCAUUCCGAUGCAAACUCUGCUCCUUCAAGUCCUCCUAUAACAGCCGGCUGAAAACACAUAUACUCAAAGCUCAUGCUGGUGAGCAUGCCUACAAGUGUUCUUGGUGCUCAUUCUCCACCAUGACAAUCAGCCAGCUGAAGGAACACUCCCUCAAGGUCCACGGAAAAGCCCUGACCCUUCCCAGGCCACGGAUCGUCAGUCUCCUCUCCUCACACUCCCACCACUCCUCCCAGAAAGCUACCCCAGCUGAAGAAGUGGAAGACUCCAACGAUUCAUCAUAUUCAGAGCCCCCAGAUGUUCAGCAGCAGUUGAACCACUAUCAGUCAGCUGCCCUGGCAAGGAACAACAGUCGUGUUAGCCCUGUGCCUCUUUCUGGGGCUGCUGCUGGCACUGAGCAGAAAACCGAAGCCGUGCUUCACUGCGAAUUCUGUGAAUUCUCCUCCGGCUACAUCCAGAGCAUCAGGCGCCACUACCGGGACAAGCAUGGUGGGAAGAAGCUUUUCAAGUGCAAAGACUGCUCCUUUUACACAGGCUUUAAAUCUGCUUUUACUAUGCAUGUGGAAGCUGGGCACUCAGCGGUUCCCGAGGAGGGCCCCAAAGAUCUUCGCUGUCCUCUCUGUCUCUAUCACACCAAAUACAAGCGCAACAUGAUUGACCACAUCGUGCUGCACCGAGAAGAGCGCGUUGUCCCCAUUGAAGUUUGCCGAUCCAAACUGUCCAAAUACUUGCAGGGAGUAGUUUUCCGCUGUGAUAAGUGUACCUUCACCUGCUCCAGUGAUGAGAGCCUCCAGCAACAUAUAGAAAAGCACAAUGAACUGAAACCUUACAAAUGCCAGCUCUGCUACUAUGAGACCAAGCACACGGAGGAACUGGACAGCCACCUUCGGGAUGAGCAUAAGGUAAGCCGUAACUUUGAGCUGGUUGGACGGGUUAACUUGGAUCAGCUGGAACAGAUGAAGGAGAAAAUGGAGAGCUCCAGCAGCGAUGAUGAGGACAAGGAAGAAGAAAUGAACAGCAAGACUGAAGACAGAGAGCUGAUGAGAUUUUCUGACCACGGGGCUGCUAUUAACACUGAGAAGCGUUUUCCAUGUGAAUUUUGUGGACGGGCGUUUUCACAGGGCUCUGAGUGGGAAAGACAUGUGCUGAGACACGGCAUGGCGUUGAAUGACACCAAGCAGGUGAGCAGAGAAGAAAUCCACCCAAAAGAGAUCAUGGAGAACAGUGUUAAAAUGCCCUCCAUAGAGGAAAAGGAAGAUGACGAGGCCAUUGGGAUAGACUUUUCCCUAAAGAAUGAAACAGUAGCCAUCUGUGUAGUAACUGCCGACAAAUCUCUCCUGGAGAAUGCAGAGGCCAAAAAAGAAUAAGCGUUUGGUGAAAUCCUUAAUCAAACCUUACUUGAACAGUGAUGAAAAAGUGGGAGGGCUGGCUUGGGCUGAGAAGGGAGGGACAGAAAAGAGAAGACAGAACAAAGCUGCUUUUUAGGACUGAACAAUCUAUUUUCAAAGCACUGGUACCUGUGUGAGUGAGUAUGUAAAUUAAAGUUAUUUAAAUGGUUGGAAUAUGUGGCUCCUUUUCCAUCACUACAUCUUUUCUUCCGGAUCUUCAUCAUGGAAGUUUCAUUUGUUGCGGAAUAUGGAAGCACCUCCCAAGGGUACGGUGCACCCUGUGGUGGUCUUGGACAGUAUAUGGAAACAGAAGCUCCGUGACAGUAGAAGACUUACCAUUGGGGAGCAACUUUUUGACGCACAACUUUUGGUGCGUUUUUCUAGUUUUAAUACCUUAAGCUUUUUCAAGACCUAACUGCAGCCGCUUUGGGAAAAAAACAAAAAACAGAAAACAAAAAAAAAAAACUGCUUUGCAUAAAACAGUCACCUGUUUCCUAGUACCUCAAACUUAACCAAGGGAACUCUCUGCAUUUGUCAGUACUACCUGUCGUCGUUGUGGUUAAAUGUAGAGAGAACUGCUGGGCAAGAUGGUGAAUGGAGAAAAAAAAAAAGAGUUUUAAAGAAAGGAACACAAAUUGUGCUUAAAAUCCCCAUGUGGGUUUUAUUUCUUAAAAUACUGUGAUUUUUUUAAUUAUUUUAGUAAAAAACAAAACAAAAAAAAGAAACAGACUUUAAUUAUUAGAUAACUGUUUGUGAAUUGUCAUCCUUUAUUCCAGGUAAGCUGUUUAUUAGUGUUCAACUAUAAUUUAGAAUUUGGUAGAUUCAUGUGAGCUAAUUUUAAGGUGAUUGUGGAGUUUUGUUUGCCACAUGUUUAUUUUCUAUCAAUUUGAGUGUUACAAACACAGCACAAUUCAGUUUUUCAUAUGAAUUGUUUUUCGUGUGUGUGUUGUUAUUGUUUUAAUUUCGGGCAAGGGAGAUUUAGUUUUUUGUGAAUAGGAAUGUUUUUAUUUUAAACAUGGAAAUAACAAAGAAGUUAACUUUCUUUUUUUUUUUUUUUUUUUAAUUUAACUAAAGAACCAAACUUUCGGCACAGCUAUGCAGCUUGUGGGCCAGACGAGGAGGUCCUCCUCACCCUUUUGUUGCCUGUCAAAUUCACGCAUUAUCCGUCUCACACAAAUAAUUUCUGUUAGGAUUGGCUGGCUUUUGUGUGUGAUUUUAAAAUCUGUGUUUUGUUUCUGCUGGCAUUUGUGUUUUGCGGGGGGUUUUCAUUUAUUUAGGGGACGAGGGGAUGUGCUAGAAUCCCAUCCCUUUGGUGAGAGUGGACAAGAAAUAACAUAUAUCCUACAAGGAGCCUGGAGAACUACUUUCUUUUUUUUUUUUUUUUUUAAGUCUAGCUGCCAGCUGCUCUGUCCCCCAUAUCAGCUUUUUCAGGAGGGAGCAGCUUAGACGAAAUCUAAGCUUACAUUUAUAAUAUGUUCUGAUUGUGAACAAAGGGUUUCGUUCCAAAAAAUAGAAAAGAACUUUUCUUGAAGCCUAGGUUUUAGAAGCCCAUGUGUGCGUGUGCUUGGAUGUGCGUGUGUGUGUGUGUGUGUGUGUAUGUGUGUGUGUGCAUGUGUGAGUCCUUUGGUUUUCAUGUUUUGUUUUUUUUUUUACUUGGAAGGGUUGUGGGAGGGUGGGAGGGAAGAAAGGGAAGGGGAAUUGCUGAGAUGACAGUGUCCCACACAGCUUCAAAUAAAAUCCAUGGAAAGAUGUUGCAUUUGUGGAAUAAGUGCUUACUUGAAAAGCAUGUUCUUCUUUUAUUUUCUUACUGUUAAGAAUUUUUAUUUGUAGGGUAUUUGUUUUAAUUUAAUUUUUUAAGGGAUGGGGGCCAUCAUGUGGAAACCAGAAAAUGGGGAAAGUGUGAACUAUCCAGACAAAGAUUCAUUUUGUGUCUAUAUUUGUUUUUAAUUGGCCUCAUUUCAAAUGUAUUAAACAGUUCCAUACCUGGAUUGGGUGUUUGUAAUGGUUACCAAAAAACAAACAAAAAAAGAAAGAAAAAGGAAAAAAAAAAAAAGAAAAUAAUUGUGACAUGCUUUUAUCACUACUUUAUUUUUCAAAUAACAUGUAAAUAUUGUAAUCCAUUGGAUUUUGUUUUGCUAACCUGUUAAUAAAAAUAUGGGACCAUUAUCCUUUUAACAAGGCUAGAAUGUCAUUUUUUUUCUUUUUCAAACAUAUACCUGAUAUUUUGUGGCCGCACAUUUUGGAUGCAUUAUUAUAAUUCUGUUGACUGUAAUGACAUAGAAUUUACAACAUUUUUUGUUGUUGUUUAAUUUAUACAGAGGACAUUUUUUUCAGAGCUUGAGAGAAGAAAAUAAAUAGCAAAAUGAUAACCUAUUGACUCUAGUAACCAGUGUUUCCCAAAACUUCAUAAAAGAUAGGGAGACCCUGAGUCCUUGAAGCCAAGGGUUUAAAAACAAAAACAAAAUUAAAAAAAAAAAAAACAAAAAAACCACAAGUAGGUUAUUCAAGUUGUUUGCAACAUACAUUUUGUAAUGAAAUGUGAGAAAUUAAUAAAGAAUUUUUUUCACAUGUG
This is a messenger RNA of Rhinopithecus roxellana (golden snub-nosed monkey), 10409 nucleotides long. RefSeq names its product zinc finger protein 462 (gene ZNF462). The record is from RefSeq and is a predicted model, not a curated record. Gene Ontology annotation, cellular component: nucleus. The coding region runs from base 290 to 7816 and encodes 2508 amino acids. The transcript is spliced from 13 exons. Gene Ontology annotation, biological process: regulation of gene expression. NCBI's taxonomy places the organism in Eukaryota, Metazoa, Chordata, Mammalia, Primates, Cercopithecidae.